Oryza sativa Japonica Group (Japanese rice) is the source of this 1738-nucleotide messenger RNA. RefSeq lists its product as uncharacterized. NCBI's taxonomy places the organism in Eukaryota, Viridiplantae, Streptophyta, Magnoliopsida, Poales, Poaceae. The record is from RefSeq and is a predicted model, not a curated record.
AUCGCUGCCGCCGGUGGCUUACGAAACAAGAACAGAAGCCUCCUCCUCUCUCUUCUUCUCCCAUCCCCCCUCCCCGAUCCUCUCGCCCACCUCCAGAUUCAAAUCUUGCGAGCAGUUUAUCCCUCCAUUGGAUUUGAUCCAGUGACGUCCUAACAACCCGGCUGGCUGGUGGAAGUGGAGUUUGAGAGCUUGCUUGUCCUGAAAUCACGCCUCCUUCGUCUCGGGCCGGGUUUCGUUGGUUGGUUUCUUGGUUCUCGAGCCAAUGGAGGAGAGUUCUUGCAGAUUGGAGUAAAAAAAGAUCUUAUGUACUAGUAGUGGUGGCUAGUGAGUGAUCUGGGUUUCGUUCGGUUUGUUUUGUUUCGCCUCCCCCCAAUUUGGUGCUUUCGGUGUCUGUGCGAAGCGUGUUGGGAUGACGAACCGAUUGGAUUUCUUGUGAGCGACUACUCCUGAUUGUUUCGUUGUUGAUUCGCCUUUAUUUCAUUGAUUAGAGUGGAAAAAGGGCUUAUCGUUUUUAUUUUUUUUGGCUAUUUGUGAGCAAUUUUUUGUUCUCCUCCAUCUAGCAUGUUUGUUUGUUUGUAAUUGCUUCAGAAGGCGGCGAGUUUGCUUAAUUUUUGGUAGAAAAUUUAUCUUCAUUGGAUCUAUAGCUAUAGCGAAGAUUUGGAUUCUUGAGGGAGAUUUUUUUUUGUUUAAAUUCUUGUUGGAUCCGGCGAUUUUUGUCCGGAUCAAGAAGAAGGGGAGAGAAAUCUUGGCUCCUAGCGGCCAUGGGGCUGAGCCGCUUCUCCGACUGGAUAUGGCCGGGGAGUAGAACCACCCGGCGAGCUCGCGACGCUCCGGCGAGCAGCGUGGCCUUGGCCGUGGCCGGCGCGCUGUUCCCGGACUCCCCCUCCGGGUUCCGGGAGCCGACGGUGGGCACCCUCAGGGGCCCGGCGAGCUCCGGCGGCGGCGCUCGACGCGCCCGGAAGGGGACGAGCCGGCGGCGCAGCCGUGAGGUGGUCGACAGGGAGCACGACAUGGUCGUCGUGCCGCUCGGCGGCGGCGGCGACGGGUACUCGUCGGACUCGGGCUCCGACGACUCCGACUGGUCCAUCGGCUGGCUCGAGCCGCAGGGGCCGGAGCUCCACAGCGACGGGGAUUCCGACGGCAGCUUCGCCGUCCUCGUGCCGUGUUACCGCCACGGCCGUUGCCGCGUCGAGGAGCCCGGCCGCGGUAGGCUCGCCGACGGCAACGUUUCCGGUGGCAAGAAUUUUGUAGAGCGCUGGCUUUCUUCUCUUCCAAACUGAUUAUUUAUCCAUUCUUCUAUGGCUUCGUUAUCUUUAGCAUUUUUAUGUCUCUCGUAUUUGUAAAUAUAUCGAUGAAGACAUGAACCCCAGAAAACACCCAACAAAAAAGAAGAUUAAAAGUUGAGGAGCAGUGGACCGAGAUUCCAACGUUAAGGUACUCUUGCAGUGUACUAAGAGUCAUGAAAACGAAAGAUUACUGCCACGUGCUGACAACCUGAAGUUGAAUCGACGAAUUGUUAAGAUUACCAUUGAUCUACUUGCUUCGGGAUGUUUAAUCUACCUGUAUAUGAUGGCAGUUUACCUCAUUUGUGUGACUGAAAUUCUUCUGUACAUAUAUGAAGGCAGAAACAUUUGAGAUGAACUCCAAUGAGAAUAUGCAUUUCUUCUGUAUAUAUAAUAAACGAUUGUCCGUAUGUGUCUCUGAAGUCCAGAAUUAAUUCAACUAUUUAUCCUAUAUA